CCGGGACCGGGGGCGGUCCCCGCCGGGCGGCCGCUGCCCGCCGCGCCGCCGACUCCAACCCGAUAUUUGGUUAUUCGGCAUUCGCGCGACACCGUCGUACCGCGCGCUCGUCUCCUAGCUCACUCCGCGUUCGCGAGCCACCCGUGACACGCGUACGCACCUUCGCUCCCGCCGCUACCCUCGACAUUCGAGAACAGUGCUGUGCAGUGCUCAAACUUAACUUUGCCGUGCUUUUCGGGUGGAACAAAAUAUACUGUGGAAUAGUGCGAUGAUAAGGUUGCGGUCCGGCGGGAAGGCGACUCUUUGAGCGACGAAAGGGUUGGAGUGCGGGGUGCGAAGCGGGCGGAGGGCGGCGCUCGGCCGCGCAAGCGCCCGGCGGGGCUCGCCGCGGCUCGGCACACGCGUCGGCACCGGCGCGCGCGAUGGACGACAAACCGACCGCCGUCGGCGGCGAAGAACACUACAGCCUGCGCUGGAACAACCACCAGGCGCACUUGCUCCGCUCCUUCGAGGCGCUGCUGCACGCGGAGACGCUAGUGGAUGUCACCCUCGUAUGCGCGGAACGUCGAGUGCGAGCACACAAGGUCCUACUCGGCGCCUGCAGUCCUCUGUUCCGGCGGAUAUUCAGCGAAAAUCCGUGCAAGCACCCCGUUAUUGUGUUGAAGGACUUUCAAGGAUGGGAGGUGCAAGCAGUGGUGGACUUUAUGUAUCGCGGAGAGGUGUCGGUGGCACAAGAGCAACUCGGAACGGUGAUAAGGGCGGGCGAAUCGCUGCAAGUUCGUGGAUUGGCAGAUCAGGAUCGGGAAGAGAGACAGGAGCGAUCGCCGACGCCUGUGGCGCGUAGUCCGGCGCAGGCGACGCCCGCGCCUUCUCCGCCAGCGAGCCCGGCCAGCCCGCAGCCGAGGCGCAAGCAGGCGCGUCCGCGUCGCCGUUCUGGAGAGUCUGAUACGCCAGAAAACUUAUCAAUGCGGCGGUCUCCGAGCGGGUUGAAGGCGGUGCGGCUGGCCAGGCCACGCUCGCCCCCCAAGGAAGCCGAUGAGCCUGAAAACGAGGCGCCGCCACCGCCGCGGAUGUUCCCGCCGCAUCAGGAUAUGUUCCCACCUGUGCCACCCUCAGCAGUGUCCGCACUAUCCCUCACGCCACCACACAUGUUUGGCAUCGACUCGCCCCUGGGCCUGUUUCCCCCGGGCAUGGAGCACAAGAUGUACCCCAUGAUGGACGUGGAGCACCGCGCGCCGCCCCUGGACGCGCAACUAUUCACAAACGUCAAAAAGAAAUGGAGGCCGAAAGGGCAACACAGCGCGCCGCGCGGCGGGCCACCUCGAUCUUGGACGAAUGCCGAGCUCACAGAGGCCCUGCAGCACGUGUGGAACAAGAAAAUGACUACGAGUCAGGCGUCGAGGAUUUUCGGCAUCCCGUACAACUCCCUGCUGAUGUAUGUGCGGGGAAAGUACGGCAAGAGCCUCAAACUUGAGCAACUGAGGAAAGACUGCAUCGGGGGGCCCCUCGACGUGCUGAACAUGAACUCAGGGAACAAUAACAACAACCAUCCGCCCAGCAAGCACCAACACGACAAAGAAGACCACCAGAACGCCAGCCAAAGACCUGCCAGCUCAGAACCAGACAUCACCUCGAACCCAAUUUUCAAUCCAUUCUCGCAAGGCUUCUACCCAGAGUUCCCACCCGGGUUUCCGAUGCCGCUGAAUAUGCUUCACCUGUUACCGCCAAAUGAAAAAGCGAGAGAGCUGUACCAAUCGAUGCCGAUGGCGUUAGACUCCCUGUCCGGAGUGACGAAGGAGGAAGACUGCAAGAGUGAUAGAUCGAAGGAGAACUCCGCAGACGAAGAGGGAGACGCAUAUCGCGCGCCCGCUCACCCCCCUCAUCCACCCGACAACCGCACGCUGCUCCAUCACAACGGCCAGGACUAAGUCCGCGAAUCUUUCAUCAUAAGUUCAAACGUCUUCGAAUCUCCCCCGUAUGUACCUAGGUAAACCCGAUCGAGCACACUGUCUGUGCUAUCUAGACGAAAAGUCGCCUAAGUAUCUAAUGAGGACAUUAAACUGGAUUCUCCUUUAGAGUACCGCGUGUACUGCAUAACGUGGAAGUUACGUGAUGGAAAUCUGACAAGUGUCCCUACUUCGGCAUACCUGAUUAUUACAAAUUCUUUAUCUUCACUCGACCUUAUUCUAGGACAUCCCAUCUUUUGUCUUUUUAACUCGCCGAGAAGAGGGGAAAUUCUAUUCUUGACUCUUUCGAUGUGCAAUAGUUGGCCGAAU
Messenger RNA from Chilo suppressalis (striped riceborer), 2276 nucleotides. The record is from the annotation of a GenBank genome assembly. NCBI's taxonomy places the organism in Eukaryota, Metazoa, Arthropoda, Insecta, Lepidoptera, Crambidae.